AUGAAAGUUAGAAGAUAUUUUGAUGACUUGGAAAAUUUAUUCACUGAUUGUAAUAUCAAUAAUGAAUUAGACAAAAAGAAGUGGACAGUGAGGUAUCCAGAAGAACAAGUAGCUUGGGAAUGGAAAGCUAUGUCUGAGUACAGCACUGCUACAAGCACAUUUACAGAGUUCAAGAAAGUAGUUUUGAGUAGUUACCCAGGAGCUACUGAUGAAGAACGGGGAACUAUGAGAGAAUUGAACCGUUUAUUCAAAAAGUACAAAAAUAUUGGAAGUGAUGACUUGGAUGAAUACAUGGCCCUUGUAAGAAGAUUUAGAGCAGUAAAGAAAGAGCUU
Messenger RNA from Lentinula edodes (shiitake mushroom), 333 nucleotides. RefSeq lists its product as uncharacterized. The transcript has a single exon. Lineage: Eukaryota; Fungi; Basidiomycota; Agaricomycetes; Agaricales; Omphalotaceae. The annotation marks the transcript as partial. The record is from RefSeq and is a predicted model, not a curated record.